AGAACGGGACGGGCCGGGCCGGCGCGCGCGCCAAGUGUCGAGAUGGAGCGCGACGGGCGCCGCCGCCGCGAGCGGCACCGCGAGGCGGACGAGCGGCGCGCCGCCGCCUCAGCCGUCUCGCUCUCCUCCUCCAGCAUGGCUAUCAAGCUGUGGAAGUGCUACCAGAGCCGGGUGUCGUCAGGAGGCCGGCCGGAUGACGACUUCGUGUUCGACGACAUCUUCGAGAUGAUCGACGCGGACCUGCAGCCCGUCAAGCCGGACUUGAAGUGCUCCGACUCGAUACGAGUGUUUGAGAACCACAAGAAGCUGACCAAGGACUACCUGAAGCUACAGACGGAGGUGACGCUCCUCUCUACCAAGAAGAAGCAGCUGGAGGAGCGGCUCAACCGGACGGCGGCGGGCCGCGAUAAUCGCGACACCGCCAAAUACGUCUCCGAGCUAGUGCAGCUGCAGGACGAGAACGAGAGUCUGCGAAAGCUGCACAAGACGCUGAUGGCGGAGCGGGUGGCGCUGACGCGGCCGCCGCAGCAGCCGCCGCUCACAGACGACUGGGUCCUCUCUGACUGACGGCUGCGACCCCGGCCCCGGCCCGGCCGCCGCCGGCUGGGCGCGCACCUCAGCGUUGUCGGCACGCACCGGCGUGUGUAUCACGCGCCUUCCGCCCGUGAGCAGUGGCACUUCUCUGGUCGAGCUUUUGUCCACUAAUGUGCCUGGCGCCGGGCGGUUUGUUUGGUGUCUUGCGAAUGCUUUCUAACCUUCGUGCUGUACCGGUUUUCCGCCCUGUUUCCGUAUUGUUUGUUUUACCUGUGAGCCCGCUGCCGCGGUAGCAGCUCGACUCCUCCGCACUGAGAACCCCAUGCGCUGAUGAUUAUGUACUGUGAUACCGUAUAUUGGAAAAUACAAGAUGCGAUACAUGCAUAUAUGUAUAUAUCGAUA
Messenger RNA from Pollicipes pollicipes, 936 nucleotides. RefSeq lists its product as uncharacterized. Gene Ontology annotation, molecular function: MAP kinase kinase kinase activity. Bases 43 to 567 code for a protein of 174 amino acids. Gene Ontology annotation, biological process: immune response; positive regulation of canonical NF-kappaB signal transduction; JNK cascade. The record is from RefSeq and is a predicted model, not a curated record. The transcript has 4 exons. NCBI's taxonomy places the organism in Eukaryota, Metazoa, Arthropoda, Thecostraca, Pollicipedomorpha, Pollicipedidae.